Molecule: messenger RNA, 3335 nt
Organism: Malus domestica (apple)
Lineage: Eukaryota; Viridiplantae; Streptophyta; Magnoliopsida; Rosales; Rosaceae
Product: probable LRR receptor-like serine/threonine-protein kinase At3g47570
Biological process (GO): protein phosphorylation
Molecular function (GO): protein binding; protein kinase activity; ATP binding
Source: RefSeq, a predicted model, not a curated record
GAUGGAGCAUCCACAUACCAAUGGCAAGCUUUUUGUUCAAAUUCCUGCAUGGCUUCAUUCUUUUAUGUAUGAUGAGCACCUGUCCGGAAUCUACCACACUUCGCAGCCCUACUCUGCUUGGAAAUGAAUCUGACCGCUUGGCUUUGCUUGACUUCAAGAAAAGAAUAACUGAAGAUCCUCUCGACGUCAUGAGCUCGUGGAACCGUUCCCUUCAUUUUUGCAGUUGGGUUGGAGUUACAUGUAACCGUUCCACCGAAAGAGUCUUGAUUCUGAACCUGAAAGCUCAGAAGUUGGUAGGCUCCAUUCCACCUUCCAUUGGAAAUCUUACUCAUCUUACUGGAAUCAAUUUGAAUGGCAACAACUUUCAUGGGGUAAUUCCUCAACAAAUUGGUCGUCUUCGAAGCCUACAAUAUCUCAACCUAUCUCGCAAUACUUUCCACGGAAAAAUUCCAACUAAUCUGUCGCACUGCACACUGCUAAGAUUGCUCAAUAUUGAAUCCAAUUUGAUUACUGGGCCGAUUCCAAACCAGCUCACUGCAUUGAUAAAUUUAAAUAUUCUAGUGAUUUCUCGUAACAAUCUCGGUGGAACCAUCCCAGGUUGGAUAGGGAACUUAUCUUCUUUGGGGACUCUUUAUCUCGAGGAAAACAAUUUGCAAGGAAGCAUACCAAAUGAGUUGGGGCAUAUGGCAGGUUUGGUAGAAUUCUCAGCUGCGGAGAAUAAUCUAUCUGGUAUGGUCCCUUCUUCAUUCUAUAAUAUUUCCUCCAUACGUAUAUUCAGUGUUGUUGAUAACCAGUUGCAUGGAGAGCUACCACCAAAUAUUGGCACUAUGCUUCCUAACCUCAUAGAAAUUUCUUGGGGUAAGAACAAUUUCACCGGAAAUAUUCCAGUAUCUUUGUCAAAUGCUUCUAGACUCCAGGGGAUUGAUUUUGCAGGAAAUAAGAUCGCUGGGAUAGUCCCUGGUGAAAAUAUCGGAACCUUGCAAAGCUUAAUUUGGCUGAACCUUGAAUCAAAUCACUUGGGAAUCGGAAAAUCUGGUGACCUGAACUUUAUCAGUUUCUUGGCUAAUUGUACUAGUUUGGAUGAGCUGGGUCUCGCAGGUAAUAAUUUUGGAGGAAGAAUCCCGAUGUCCAUAGCCAACCUUUCGACCCAAGUAGAGUAUCUUACUUUUGGGCAAAAUAUGAUACAUGGAAGCAUCCCUAACGGCAUUGGGAAUCUUAUAAACUUGACCAUUCUAGCAGUGGAACUUAACUAUUUGCAAGGUAGUGUCCCUAAUGAAAUUGGGAAGCUUCAAAACUUAGUAGAACUGUAUUUGGAUGGUAAUGAAUUUUCUGGGCCAAUCCCGCCAUCCCUUGGUAACAUAACUUCACUGACAAGGCUUUACAUGCAGAAAAGUGGGGUUGAGGGAAGUAUACCUCCAACUCUUGGAAACUGCCAAAAUCUAUUAGUACUGAAACUUGGUGAUAAUAAUCUAACAAGCGCCAUACCUACAGAGCUUAUUCGGCUUUCGACUCUCUCAAUCUCCUUGAAUCUGUCUUCCAAUUAUUUGACUGGUCCGCUGCCUAUUGAGGUGGGCGAUUUAAUUCAUCUCACGGAGCUAGAUGUAUCGAGAAACAAGUUAUCAGGUGAAAUCCCGAGCACCCUUGGCAGUUGCACUAGUUUGGAGCGCUUGUAUUUACAAGGUAUAACAUGAAAGGAACAAUUCCUCAAUCUCUUAAAGAUUUAAGAGGCUUGGGAGAACUAGACAUUUCAAGCAAUAACUUAUCUGGACAGAUCCCUGAUUUCAUAGGAAAGCUUAAAGCUCUCAAGUAUCUUAAUCUCUCAUAUAAUGAUUUUGUGGGUGAGUUGCCUAAGGAAGGAAUCUUUGCAAAUGCCAAUGGUGUUUCUGUUCUUGGAAAUCAUAGGCUCUGUGGUGGUAUCCCACAAUUACAUCUGCCUCCAUGCUCCCAGAAAAAUAACCAUUCAUCUCAAGGAUUACUUUCCUCAAAAGUACUCAUCCCUACAACUUGUGCACUAGCAUUCAUAAUUGCUCUAUCAUGCUUCUUUGGUGCUUGUUCAAUGCUCAAAAAGUCUAGAGGUAGACCAACAAAUUCACGUUCUUACAAGGAUUGGAAAUCAGCUGUUUCCUACUCAGAACUCGUUGACUCAACAAACGGGUUCUCUGUGGAUAAUCAUAUUGGUUCAGGAAGUUUUGGUUCCGUUUAUAAAGGAGUAAUUCCUAGUGAUGGAAGGAUAGUCGCUGUUAAGGUAUUAGACCUUCAACAACAAGGAGCUUCCAAGAGUUUCAUUGAUGAAUGCAAAGCUUUAAGGAGUAUAAGGCACCGCAAUCUUCUCAAGAUCAUAACAGCAUGCUCAAGCAUUGAUAAUCAGGGUAAAGAUUUCAAAAGUUUAGUUUUUGAGUUCAUGGAAAAUGGAAGUUUAGACUCAUGGUUGUAUCCAAGAGAUGAGAAGCAAUCUUCAAGUAAGAGAUUGAAUGUUAUCCGAAGAUUGGAUAUUGCCAUUGGUGUUGCUUUUGCAUUAGAUUAUCUGCAUCACCAUUGUGAAACCCCCAUUGUUCAUUGUGAUCUAAAGCCGAGCAAUGUACUUCUUGAUGAAGAUAUGGUAGCCCAUGUUGGAGACUUUGGUUUAGCAAGGUUCCUCUUGGAAGCAUCAUGAUCUCUCCCUCAGUCAAAGCAUGUCUGCUCAGCUAAAGGGUUAAAGGGUUCAAUAGGUUACAUUCCUCCAGAGUAUGGCACGGGAGGCCAAGUUUCCAUACUAGGAGAUGUUUAUAGCUAUGGGAUACUGUUGCUAGAGAUGUUCACAGGAAAAAGACCUACGGAUGACAUGUUCAAUGAUGGUCUAAGCAUUUACCAAUUUGUAACCAUGGCUUUGCCAGACCGCGUGAUGGACAUUGUUGAUCCUUCAUUACUCAUCAACCUUGAAGGGGAUGGUGAUGUUAACGAUGACGGACACAAUAUUGCCAUACUACAAGAAAAAAGUGCACCCAAACGUAACAAUCGUGAUCUAGUUAAAGCAAAAAAGUUUGAGGAAUGCUUGGUUGCAGUUAUGCAGAUAGGGCUCUCUUGCUGUGCAAUAUCACCAAGGGAGCGGAUGCUUAUGGAUGCGGUUGUCAGAAAAAUGAGUUCAAUUAGAGACUCGUAUCUCAAAGUUUAAGAAGACUUAACAAGGACAAUGCAUGAUGUGUUUGUUAAAGAAGGACAGAGUUCCAUAUAUGUGGCUUGAAAGUUUGUAAGCACCUGAUAAACCAGUGAUUAUGCAGUUUAGAGCAUUUGUCAAAAGUCAUGUAUUAUUAUUCCAAAUGUGAAGAACUUGUUGGGAUCAAAGUUUUCUCUGAAAC